AUGAAGCUGAUUGUUUUGUACCUUCUUGCAGUUUGCUGCUAUUCUCUGGCCAACACAUCGCAACAAACGAUUGAGCAGAGAAAAUUAAAAGAAAUCUUGAAGGACUUGAAUGGAGUGCAAAGGAGCCUGCAGCACAGUACGAUGAUGCUCAAUACUCCACAGAAUAUUGGGGACCACUGCUCUGUGUCAGCCUUAGAAUGCUUUCAGGAAGAGUUGGAGGAUCACUUUAACAUGAGCAAAUCAGAAGACAGAACGCAAAAAAAAUUUUUCAGGAGCCUUGGGCGUCAAAUUACUGUGAGCGCAGUGAAACUUGGUGAACAAGGAUCUGCAGCGUCCAACUGCACAAAGUGCAACGAAUAUCCGAAGGAAAAUGUGGCGCAAUUUUUCGAGAAAAUGAAGUCUCUUAUUCAAAUGGCCCUAGCCAGACUGAACUGAGAAGAGAGGAAGGUCUACUUGUGAUCCGAGGAUUGAAUGUAGAGAAGACACUACGCUGAAAAGAUGCUAAACAUGGCAAAGUCUGCAUGUUGUAGCCUUCUAAAUAUUUAACUUAUUUAAUAUUUAUUUAGACAGUGGUGGUGAACCCACUCAAGCUAAGAAUAUAUUCUCAGGACAGCUGCUUUUCUGCCACCCGGUGGACUUGGCAGUUCCUUUUAGUUUUUUCACUGAUUGUGAAAGUUAAUUUAUAUAUUGUAGUUCUCAAAGAAUAUAAGGUAUUUAAUGACAUUUAUACUAUGUAUGACAUGUGUUGGUACAUGAAUACUUUCAUUUAAUAAUUGUAACCAUUUAAAAAUAUUAAAUAUAUUAAAACUAAGGUUUUGGUUUUCUUGGUUUAUUUGUAGUACAAUAGAUCUUUUUUCUAACCCAUCCAUAGGUGGAUACUCCAUCACUCAAAGUCCUUAAUCUAAGAUUUAAACUUUAAUCUAAGAAGUAAAUACUAUGCAAGACAGCAAAGGGGAAAAAGUCUAUCAUUUCUAAAAAAUACAAAUUCUUGUGCUAAAUUAAAUCAGAUAGAUAUACUGUUCUCCAUUUUCAGCAGUAGGUGGCAAUAUGAAACCUUCCACCUGAUACUGAGCACACUGCACAAGAGCAAAAUUGUGUUUACACUUGGGCUUAAACAUAGUUUUAUUUUACAUUGUUAUAUUUUCCUCAUUUAAAACCACGUAUGGGUUUGCCAAAUAGAUACAGAUGGGUGACGAAUUGAAGGAAAAACCAACAUAAAGGGUCUUAUUAAGGUGUUGGGCCACCACAUGCCGC
Molecule: messenger RNA, 1254 nt
Organism: Thunnus maccoyii (southern bluefin tuna)
Lineage: Eukaryota; Metazoa; Chordata; Actinopteri; Scombriformes; Scombridae
Product: interleukin-15-like
Exons: 6
Coding region: 1-435 (144 amino acids)
Biological process (GO): immune response
Cellular component (GO): extracellular region
Molecular function (GO): cytokine receptor binding
Source: RefSeq, a predicted model, not a curated record